UUUAAAAAAAAGAAGAUAAGCUCAACUCGAUGCGGGAGGACGACCUCCCUCACUCUCUCCAACUCCAAGCAUUCCUUUUUUCGUAAUUCUCACUCCAAAGUAAAGAGGGCUUUUUUAAACCCAUCUUCCUUGCACAUGCAGUGAACGAAUUUUAAUUUCUCAAGCGAGAGAGAGAAAUUCAAAAAGAAAAAGGAUCAAGAAAGAGAUGGCGAUUUCGGAUGCGGUGGUGGGGAACUUGACGACUUUGUAUCUGGUGGUGAUAGCGGCGCUGAAGGCUUAUGGAUUGGCAAGUGGGAAGAGCUUCGGUGGAGGAUUUGUGCUGCUUGCAUCCACGGCGGUGGUGGGCGUACUCUUGAUUGCCAGUCUGACGUGGGACGUGUCCCGUAAGGCCACGUAUGCGCUGACACGGCACGAUCGCAGCAACAGUACUAGCGGUGGGCGGCAUGAUGGGCACGAAAUGUGCCGGGGUGGCAUCUGCUGGCACGGCGUGGCCGUCAAGUCCCCGGCGUCUCAAGUCCGGUUCAGGCUUCCGCAGCAGAACCGGUUGUAAAUGAUGAUCCAUCCAAUCCAGUCGACUAUGUCAAUUUGACUACAAAGUCAAGUCUUUUUUUUUUUUUUGUAAAAAAAAAAAAAGGAGGGCAGUAAGGAUGGAAGCUAGCUAGAUCGUCCCUGGUCGUUGGACAUUUUUGCUAUGCAACAAUUACUAGCAGUAAAUUUGGGACAGGGGAGUGUUUGUGUUACUUUUCAAUGUUUUGCAGUGUGUAUUCUGUAAUGUAUAUGCUGUUCUUUCUUUGGCUUUACAUACUUGAUGUGAAUAGAGGGUACAUGAUUUCAGAA
Molecule: messenger RNA, 837 nt
Organism: Coffea eugenioides
Lineage: Eukaryota; Viridiplantae; Streptophyta; Magnoliopsida; Gentianales; Rubiaceae
Exons: 1
Coding region: 206-550 (114 amino acids)
Source: RefSeq, a predicted model, not a curated record